AAUUCUGAUGAAUGUUGAUAUGAUGAAAACCACUUUCCCAAUUGUUUUAUAAAAUCCCUUCCGAACACACUCUCACUCUGACUUUCACAUGGCGUUAGAUCAGCAUUCAUCGGAAUCUCAGAGUCAGUCAUUUACACUCCCACCUUAUCCUCAGAUGAUAAUGGAAGCGAUCGAAGCACUAAACGAUAAGAACGGUAGCAACAAAACGACGAUUGCUAAACAAAUCGAGUCAACUCAACAAACCUUACCGCCGUCACACACGACGCUGCUUAGCUACCAUCUCAACCAGAUGAAGAAGACUGGUCAGCUUCUCAUGGUCAAAAACAAUUAUAUCAAACCAGAUCCACUUGCUCCUCCCAAGCGUGGUCGUGGACGUCCUCCCAAACUGAAAACUCAGGCGGAAUCCGCCGCCGCUGCGGCUGCUGCUGCUGCCAAAGUCUCUGCAGAUCCGCCUAGAUCUCGUGGUCGUCCACCGAAGCAGAGAGAUCCAUCGGAAACUUCGAUUGAGCCGCCCAAGGAGACCGGAUCUGGAAGACCACGUGGACGACCACCGAAGAGACCACGAACAGAUUCGGGUAAGGUUGUUGCUCCGGAGCCCGCAGCUCAGGCAACCGGUGAGCGUAGAGGACGUGGGAGACCUCCGAAGGUUAAGCCAACGGCGGUUGCGCCGGUUGCGUGUUGAGUGUAUGCAACUCAAAACAAAUCAUAAUUGGAAUCUCUUAAAAGAGUGGUACUUUUUCGCUUUUAAGUAGAUGGUUUAGUAUAAUUCGUAUUUGAUUCUCAGAUGUGUUGUUGUUGUUGAUGCUGCUUAGUCCUUGGGAGGAGAUUAAGACUUAACAUUAGGGAGUAGGGACGAGUGUGUAUCAUUAUUGUGUUUUUUAAUUAGCAUGUGUUAUGUUAAACUUUUAGUUCUCUCUCUUUGAACAACCAUGUCUUUAAAACAUUGUUUCUAAACUGGAUUCAAUUAUAAAACAGUGAUCGUAAAAAUAGAAACUGUGAA
This is a messenger RNA of Camelina sativa (false flax), 1000 nucleotides long. Its product is annotated as HMG-Y-related protein A-like. Gene Ontology annotation, molecular function: nucleosomal DNA binding; double-stranded DNA binding. Gene Ontology annotation, biological process: chromosome condensation; regulation of DNA-templated transcription; nucleosome assembly. Lineage: Eukaryota; Viridiplantae; Streptophyta; Magnoliopsida; Brassicales; Brassicaceae. Gene Ontology annotation, cellular component: nucleosome; chromatin; nucleolus. The record is from RefSeq and is a predicted model, not a curated record.